AUGCUAAACGUUGUUGCUAAAAACAGACAUAAACCUUUUGACGAGACUCGACGUCUCGGGCUGCAAAAAGAAACAGAAGCUAUAAUACGUGACCUUUUUCCAGAAGAGAUAGGAAUGCUAGUGGCUGAAACCGUGGUGCCUAAAGGCCCGGCUUCUGCCUACAUGGAAGAAGGAGAUAUACUAAUUAAAAUAAACGGACAAUAUAUUACAAAAUUUGUACCAUUAGAUGAUUUAUUAGAUUCACAUGUAGGUCAAGAAAUUGAAAUAAUGAUAGAACGAGGGGGGAAGCCUAAAUCCUUUAGUGUGUCAGUUCAAGAUCUACAUUCAAUAACACCAGAUAGAUAUGUUGAAAUUGGUGGAGCAAAACUAAACGAACUAUCUUAUCAAUUAGCACGUUCAUAUUGUGUGCCUGCAGGUGGUGUAUAUGUGGCUGAACCGGCCGGCAUGUUCCGGUUAGAUGGUCCUGAUCAUGGAUGGAUAAUUGCAUCGGUGGAUAAUAAACCAACACCAAAUUUACAAGCAUUUAUUGAUGCGAUAAAAGAUAUUCCUGAUCGUGAACGAAUACCAGUUGUUUAUUAUUCUAUAGCUGAUAUUCACACGACGAGCGUAGCAGUCGUGCAAGUGGAACGACAUUGGUCAAGGUUUAGAUUAGCUAUAAGAAAUGAUUCUACAGGGUUAUGGGACUUUCAAGAUUUGGGUCCUCCACCUCUGCCAAAGGAAUUGCAACCAGCCACUGCGAGGUUCAUUGAAAUGGACGAGUCUUUGGGAGCAGCCAAGGAUCUUAUAGCUUCUCUAGUUAAAGUUAGCUAUUAUAUGCCAUGUCGCAUCGACGGUUUUCCAAAAAGUAGAAAACAAGGUGCUGGACUUGUAGUUGAUGCGGAAAAAGGCUUAAUAGUAGUAUCUCGCAGCAUUAUUCCAUUAUCCAUGGGUGACAUUUCUAUCACUAUUGCCGACUCGAUCAUUAUUCCGGGUAAAGUGGAGUAUCUUCAUCCGACGCAUAAUUUUGCUUUUGUUUCCUAUGACCCUAAAUUGAUUGGUGAGACUCCUGUGAAAAGUGCUGUGUUGAGUCAACGAACUUUGAUGCAAGGGCAUAAAGUCACGCUGGUCGCUUUCAAUCAUAAUCAUCGAAUUGUUUGCUCGGAAACUGUCGUAACUGAUAUAACUAGUGUAACCAUUCCUCAAAAUGCUACACCGAGAUUUAGGAGUAUAAAUCUGGAUGCAAUCACAAUCGACACCCCGCUUGCACAGCAGUGCUCAAGUGGUGUGCUUACAGAUUCAAAUGGACAUGUUCAAGCCUUAUGGCUUUCUUAUCUUGGAGAACGAAACAUGUCUGGACAUGACAAUGAAUAUCAUUUAGGCUUACAUAUUCACACAAUAUUUCCGGUGCUUGAUGCUUUACGCAAAGGGGAAACACCGAAUUUACGAUUCUUAAAUAUUGAGUUGAUGCCAGUACAAAUUGCUCAAGCGCGACAUAUGGGUUUAACUGAGAAAUGGGUUCGUAAAGUGGAAGAUGCAAAUCCAAAUAGGCAUCAACUUUUCUUGAUUCGACGGACUGAGACUGGCAGCGAAAGUGCUAAUGUCUUGAAAGAAUUGGACCUUAUUCUAGCUGUUAAUGAGCAAACUAUCACCCGUAUGUACGAAAUGGAUGUGCAAUACUUUAAGGAAGAACUUGAUAUCACUAUUCUCCGACAAAAAGUUGAAAUGACUUUGAAAGUACCUACAAUUCCUAAUUCUGGAAAUGGAACGAAUAGGGUUGUAAUUUGGGCGGGGGCUGCGAUUCAAGAGCCACAUAAAGCUGUUUUACAACAAUCUAAAUCGUUGCCUUCCCGUGUUUAUAUUUCGGCUCGCAGUAAAGGAUCUCCCUCAUAUAUGUAUGGAAUGGUCCCUACAAUGUGGAUAACUCAGAUUAAUGGAAUUCCCACGCCAGACCUUGACUCUUUUGUCGCAGUAGUGCGCAAAUGUCCCGACAACACUUAUGUCCGUGUAAAAAUUAUUACUUUUGAUAUGAUACCAAUGGUUUUGGCAAUCAAAACUUGUUAUCAUUACUG
This is a messenger RNA of Ambispora leptoticha, 2048 nucleotides long. Lineage: Eukaryota; Fungi; Glomeromycota; Glomeromycetes; Archaeosporales; Ambisporaceae. The record is from the annotation of a GenBank genome assembly.